Molecule: messenger RNA, 501 nt
Organism: Ilex paraguariensis (yerba mate)
Lineage: Eukaryota; Viridiplantae; Streptophyta; Magnoliopsida; Aquifoliales; Aquifoliaceae
Source: the annotation of a GenBank genome assembly
AUGGGAAGGGGCCGAGUUGCGACUAACAUUAUCGAUCUUGUCUUGGGUCCAGCCCUUAGAAGGAAUAAUCCUUAUCCUUCUGGGAUUGCAACCGAUCCUCCUCCCAAGUCAGUUGAUUUAGAGGAGGACGUGGAUCCCAAUGAAUAUUAUGUGUCCAUCACUGAAACUGCCCAUGGUUGGGAAAUUCAUGCCAAGUACUUUGAAGUUGAUGAUAUUGACGUUGUAAUAGGUCUUGCUAAAGCAAGUCUUCAACAGAAGUUUGAUCUUAGCUCGAGGACAAUGAAUAAGGACAAAGAAGUGAAGAAGGUGUUGCGAAAAUGCAAUACUUUGAAGGCUAAUUAUGUGAAGGCGGCUGGGGAGAUUGAUCGACUUAAAUCUGAAGUUGCAAGACAUUGUGAGCUGAAUGAAGAGCUUAACAAAAUACUAAAGGAGGUCGUCAAGUCCAAGAAGGUAGCCUUGAAUGAAGCUUCUCACUUAGAGCAACUUCAAGGGGCAAUGUAA